AUGGCUGCUGCUGGCUGCGAAGCUGCUGCUGCUGCAGACCACGAGGCGCUGCACCUCGCCCGCCCCGUUUUCGAAGUCCUCGACCACCCCGCGAUUCUCCGCUUUCGAAAACUGCACCGGCUGGGCUACGCGAAGGGGGCGAAGGGGGAAGUGGGUGCAGCGCUGCGCAAAGUCGCGGAGAAGCAGCAGCAGCAGCAGCAGCAGCAGCAGCAAGGUGUGGGGCCCCACACUUCUUUGCCAGAAGGCAUUUCCGGAAAUGAAGCAGCAAACUUGCUUUCUCCUUUUGCUGCUUACGCAGCAGAUUCUCCCUUUGCCACAGACGAGGCCCUUUUGGCUCAAAUCGCCAGGUGGCGAAUGGCUUACCAGAACUUCAGGGGGUUUAGGGUUUAG
Molecule: messenger RNA, 390 nt
Organism: Eimeria necatrix
Lineage: Eukaryota; Apicomplexa; Conoidasida; Eucoccidiorida; Eimeriidae
Product: Mannitol-1-phosphate dehydrogenase, related
Exons: 3
Coding region: 1-390 (129 amino acids)
Source: RefSeq, a predicted model, not a curated record